This is a messenger RNA of Alexandromys fortis (reed vole), 6722 nucleotides long. It is a transcript of the gene Dusp18, whose product is annotated as dual specificity phosphatase 18. Lineage: Eukaryota; Metazoa; Chordata; Mammalia; Rodentia; Cricetidae. The record is from RefSeq and is a predicted model, not a curated record. The coding region runs from base 382 to 948 and encodes 188 amino acids. The transcript has 2 exons. Gene Ontology annotation, molecular function: MAP kinase tyrosine/serine/threonine phosphatase activity; protein tyrosine phosphatase activity. Gene Ontology annotation, biological process: peptidyl-tyrosine dephosphorylation. Gene Ontology annotation, cellular component: cytoplasm.
AGGUCGGUCCUUCCGGCUGUCUGAGACGCGCUGCCAGGCGCGUUUCCGUGGAGACGGGCCGGUACGCUGUGCUGCAGCCUUCCCGGCUUCUCCGAGAGGUCUGAUGAUUGCGCGAGUCCUACGACGCUACGUCCGGGUGCAGAGCAGGCCGCGGCUUCCCCCUAGGCCCAGAACUGCCCAUUGUUGCGCGAGGAGAAGCCGUUGCUACCGAGAUCCAGGAUCAUGACGGACCCUCUCGGAGACCAUCGUCCGCGGCUCUGCCCUGUGGUUGCUUCCUGAAAGACUCCCGCGGUCCUGCGGCUGAGAGUGUUCAGUGGACACAGCCUGGCAGAAAGAUGGACAUGUAACCCAGCACCGGCUGUUGACCUGUCUGUCACCUUGAUGACUUCUCCUUUGGGUGCCUUUGCAGUCCAGUUCCCACAGCCUUCAAUCAGUGGCCUCUCACAGAUCACCAAGAGCCUGUUCAUCAGCAAUGGUGUGGCUGCCAACAACAAGCUCCUGCUGUCCAGCAAUCAGAUCACCACGGUCAUCAACGUCUCAGUAGAGGUAGCCAACACCUUCUACGAGGAUAUCCAGUACGUGCAGGUGCCUGUGAUGGAUGCGCCCAUUGCACGUCUCUGCGAUUUCUUCGACCCCAUCGCUGACCAUAUCCAUUCCGUGGAGAUGAAGCAGGGCCGCACCCUGCUGCACUGUGCUGCUGGUGUGAGCCGCUCCGCUGCCCUGUGCCUCGCCUACCUCAUGAAAUACCACGCCAUGACCCUUCUAGAUGCCCACACGUGGACCAAAUCAUGCCGCCCCAUCAUUCGACCCAACAGUGGCUUUUGGGAGCAGCUCAUCCAUUAUGAAUUCCAGCUGUUCGGCAAGAAUACAAUGCACAUGAUUAACUCCCCGAUGGGACUGAUCCCAGACAUCUACGAGAAGGAGAUCCGUUUUAUGAUUCCACUGUAAGCCAACCCAACCAGCUCCUAUAUCAGGGUCAGCAGUACAGAUCUGUCAUUAAUAGUACACCAACGUCUAAACUUGAACACUCUACUUGUGUUGCUGCAGGAGCACACCAGAUGGUGCUUUUCAUAAGGGCAAGAAUAGAGCAUUGCCAUAACUUUUCACCUCCUAAUCCACAGGUUUAGGGGGUACAUGCCUUAGAUGGCUGAAGCAGAAAGAUUGCAAGGUGAGUUUGAGGCCAGCCUGGGCAACAUAGUGAGACCCUGUCUCAAAAAAACAAACAACUCAACAAUUACUGCCCUGUAGUAUGUGUCUUUAGAUAUUAAAUUCUUUGGUUAGAGCAUGGUGAGUGGUAGGUCACAGCUACUGUCUGGAGGAUGGGGGAGGCAAGUGGUGGCCAUGCCAAAGAGCCCAGUGCACAGUGCAUAUGGCAGCCUUGGGGUCCUGCAGCUCUCCCCUAGAUGACCAACCCAGAGAUGACUCUGCCAAAAUCCCACCUCAUUCAUUCAAAGUCAGAGCCUUGAGCAUCCUGGUGCUCCCCAAUGUCUCACAGUAGGUGCCAACCUACUAGACACGGGGCCUCCCCUCCACCUUCACCACAGUGGCCCAGCUCUGGUCUUCCAGGCCAGACUUGCACAGGGCGUGGAUCACAGCGCUGCUCCGAUCAGCAGUACUCAUCCGGAAGGCCGUCCUGUCUACACACAGCCCUUUGUUUAUGUGUCUCAGAAGCCUCUGUGAGAAAGAAGAAAUAGCUUAAUCUUUGCUAAGCCUCAUCUGAGAAGUUUGCCAGAGCUCCCGCUGUGCAGCCUAGGAUGCACGCCCAGCUUUCUCCAAAAGGCCUUAUGUAGAAUUGCAGACCGUGUGAUCCAGUGUCCCAGGCUGGCUGGCUGUUCAGGAGUUAUGGGGACAGAGGUCAGGACAGGUGAGUUGACUCCAGGAGGCCCUGAAAUUCAGGGUUGCUCAGAAUCACUUAAUGUCAGGACCCAACUCAAGAAGGCUGUAUUUGGUUUCAGAGGUGAAUCCAGCUGGGUAGUGGCACUCGGGAAGCAGAGGCAGGAGGAUCUCUGUGAGUUUGAGGCCAGCCUGGUCUACAAGAACUAGUUCUAGGACAGGUAGGACUGUUACACAAAGAAACCCUGUCUCAAAAAAUCAAGAUAAUAAUAAUAAUUAACAAUAACAAUAAUAAUAUUUUUUAUAAAAAAAAAAAAAAAAGAGGUGUCCCCUGUAGCCCAGGCCAUGUGGCCUUGAGCUCCUUAUCUCUUGCUUGUACUUGAGGAAUGCUGGGGUCUAGGUGUGUGCCACCAUGCCCUGCAAAGACCAGUGCUCCACUUUGCUUUUUGUGGUAUAACACCAAAAGCAGCUUGGGGGAGGAAAGGGUUUCUUUGACUUACAGGUCCACACAAUCCACCAUGAAGGGACGUCAGGACAGGAACUCAAGGCAGGGACUGAAGCAGAAGCAAGGAGGAAUGCUGCUUACUGUCUUGCUCCUUCCCCAUGGCUUGCUCAUCCCAGUUUGUUAUACAGUCCGGGACCACCUGCCCGGGCUGGCACAGCCCAGAGCAGGCUACACCCUCUCCCAUAUUAUUCUUGCAUUAUUAGUCCAGAAGCCCCACAGACAUGCUCACCUAGUGGAAGGACCUAUUCCAAGGUGACUAGUUUAUGUCACAUUGACAAACACUGACCAGUUGGUCAGAUCUAGAGCUUUCAGAUUGCUUAUGAGCAAACAACAGCACGGCUGCCCUGUUGGGUGGCUUGAUGCGGUGCUGUGCAUCUCGAGUGCUGUAGAAACUGCAGACCUUCCCCCUGUAUGAGCCGGGUUCUCAGGAGGCGCAGAACCGGUAGGGUGAAAAGAAAAGAAUUUAACUUAGCAUAUGGGACGCUCAGCAGUGGAAGUGGUUCCACAGCGUCUGUCUCUCAUGGGAGAGGGAGAGGCCACAGUCCAUGAGUCUGGGACAUCAGCAGUCCCAGCCUGGCCCCAAAACCUGGAGUGCUCCCAGAGAGCCUGGAAAUGCUGGUUCUGAUGUCAGCGGCAUGUGGGAAGGCCGAGAGCAGGGGUGAAUGAUCUUCCUGCCGCCAUGCCGUUUUUAUCUGAGCUGCUUCCAGAAGUGCUGCCCACUCUUGGGUGGGUCUUCCCACAUCCAUUAUAGGCAACCAAGCAACGCUCCAGGUGUGGCUCCCUAUAGGUGAUUCUGAUUUAUGGCAAACUGACAUUUAAACCAACCAUACUCCCCAACCUACCUGUGCCCUGUUUUCAGAAAGGGACUGCCCAGGGGUUUGGUAUGAGGCGGUCCAAGUGGGAGGAGGCAAGCCGCUGCUCUAGGACUAAUCUCACCCUUCAGCAGAAGCAAACCCCCCACCAAACACACACACAGCAGGCAGGUGUGGCCAAGCCCCCACCCUCUAACUCUCCUGGCAGAAACACAGAUAGAAAUUUUCUUUUAAAAUAACUUUAUUUAAAUCUUUUAGUCAUAAAAAUAAAACAAUAAUCUAGGGGUGGAAAGAUGGCUCAGUGGUUCUGAGCAUUUACUGCUCUUGCAGAAGACUUGGGUUGGAUUCCCAGCAUCCACCUCGUGGCUCACAACUCUCUGUGGAUUCAGCUCCAAGGAAUUCGAUGCCGUUUUCUGGCCUCCUAGGGUACUAGGCAUGCAUGUAUUGCACAUACAUACACGUAGGGAAAACACUCAUGCACAGAAAAUAAAUCUUUUUUAAGUUCAAAUUAGCAUGUCAAUUCAACUUUUUUUUCUUUUCUUUUUUCUUUUUGUUUGGUUUUUUGAGACAGGGUUUCUCUGUAGCUUUGGAAACUCCCUUUGUAGACUCCCUUUGUAGCCUGGAACUCCCUUUGUAGACCAGGCUGGCCUCGAACUCACAGAGAUCCGCCUGCCUCUGCCUCCCAAGUGCUAGGAUUAAAGGCGUGCGUCACCACCCCCCGGCUUCAAUUCAACUUUUGAAUCCACAAUUUUCUGGGUCACCUCAUUCCCAAAUGGGACUCAACCCACGGCCUUGUGUGUGUUAGGCAAAUGUUCUACCACUAAGCUAAUCUCCAGCCCAGUUCUUUGAGGCUUGUUUUGAGUCAGAGUCUGGAACUCUUGUCUGGUCUGUAACUCAAUAUGUAGUUGAGGCUAGCCUCAAAUUCAGAGAGAUCAGGCUGCCUCUCAGCUUCUGCCUCCUCAGUGUGCUUACCACCACCACCCCUGUUGGAUUUUAACAGGUGCGUAGAAUGACGCCAUCACCACAAAUCAGGAGCCAGUCACGGGUCCCUUUUGUGGCCAGACCCCAACCCAAGCCUUCCCCACACGCUGACAAGCACACACGUGUGUGCCUACAGGUUUGCCUCUCCGGGCAGCCUGGCGCUCGCCCCUCACGCAGCCCCUGUCUUUGUUCUAUGGCAUUUGUACGGCUCUGCCACUUUUUACCCACUGAAGUGUAUUUAGUUGUCGGGUGUAGGGGUUAUAGGUGAAACUGCCAUACACAUUGCACACAGGUUGUUCAUUUCUCUAGGGUGUGUACUACAGAAUUCUGGUCACAUGAUGAUGGCCUCACCAGAACUGGAUUAAAACUAAUCAUAUUUACUCCUCAUUACCCUCCCUCAUCCCUUCCCACUUUUUCUGAACCCCUUUCUCUUCCCAGUAAGUUCCCUUAAAUGUUCAUAACUUUUCUGUGACUAUAUAAGGAAGUAUCGAUAUUUUAAAAUAUUAAAAAUUAAAUUUUCUUGGUUUUCCAAGGUAUGAUUUUUCCUUGUAGUCCUGGCUGUCCUUGAACUCACAGAGACCUGCAGCUUUGCCUCCCAAGUGCUGGGAUUAAAGGUCUGUGCUACCACCGUUCAGCUGUAAAUGAGGAGUUUUGUUAUGGUGUAUUGAUAGAUGUCAUUACACUACUCCCUCCCUCUCCUUGUCCAUAUUUUUUAUUUUUAAAUAAUAUAUUUUUGGAAAAUAUACACGUAUAGGUAUAUUUUGAUUGUCUCCGUCCCCCAGGGCCUUCUCCAAGUCAUCCUAGUGCCCUUGUUCUGCCUCCCUCCCAAUAUCAUGUCCUCCUUUUGUUGCUGUUGUUGUUAUUAAUAACCCUGAAACCAGGUGGUGCUGCCCAUAUGCUCGUGGGUGUGGGAUCAUACCUAGGGUGUGGGCAACUUAGCAGUGGCCAUGCUGCCAACGGAGAGAGGCCCUGUCUCUCUCAGCAGCCAUCAACUGCUGGUAGCUCCUCCACAAGGUGAGGCUUGACUUGUGCCAGUAACAAUCGGUGCUAAGAGUGGACAUUACAGUGGCCACGUGAUAUCCAGCAGCCAGCCUGUCUCCUCAUCCUCUAGCCCUUACAUUCAUGAGAGGGAGCAGGAGACUGGUUGGUGCUUCCUGCAGAAGAGAAUAUUCUAGCACAGUAACAUUUGUUGUAAAGGGUGACAGCUAGGAGUUGCCCUUUAAUUUAUAGACACAUUUUAUGUUAAAAUAAGUGAACCUUGCUUAAGGCCUAAACCUAUAUGACCUUUAAGUGUGACCUUACUCCUUUCCUAGAUAUUUUUGGGAUUCCCAAAAACAAGACUAACCCCCCUUUUUUUUUUACAGUAGAAACGUCUUAACUUCCCCAGCAACCCUGUGAUCUAGAGUUUUACCUUAGCAGUGCCCCUGUCCAGUGCAUAGAAACUAGCCAUGAGCAUCUUAGGCUCAAGUCCAAAGCCACUAGAAACAUACAGAUGGCUGCUGUGAAGACACUGAGCUGUGGCUGAGACACCCAGACACACGCUCUCGGAGAUGCUGGCUUUCCUCCCCUGCUCCUCUUUUUCUACAUCUUUGCGCUUAAAAUGUUUGUUUUUUUAAAUAAACUAACUCUGCUUCAGACUGGCUCUUCCUGAAAUUCUUUUCUACUUGGAAGCCUAGAAUCCAGCUCUACUUGAGUGGAGAUCCCUAAAACUAAGGGAACUCAAAAGGCUGCCACUGGGAGACACUGCCGCCCCUGACCCUUGAACAAAGCAACCGUGGAGAUUAUAUUCAGGGAGCCUAGACAUAUUCCUACAGGUGCUGGCCCAUUCCUGGACAUGCUCAGUUGGACUUCACAACUGAAGAGGAAAGAGUAGACACACUGGGACAUGCUGAGCUGACCUCGGGUCAGGGGCAUAUGUGUACAGAAGAUGGAAGGCCAGAUUGCCUCAGCAUGCUCAGCCUGCCCAAGGAAUCAGCUUUGUAGAAAGAGAACUUUGGGGGUGUAUUACACAGGAUUUGGCCUGGAAAGGCGCCUGCCUCAAUUAGUGGUUGGUUAGCAGAGGCAAGGAAGGUUUUGCGGGGUUCAUGGUAUCAUGGCUGGGAUGAGCAGUGUCCUUGUCCUCAGGCUCAGCUGCUGGGCUUUUCUCUGGACACAGCCUGGGUAGAGGAACCUCUGGGUGGUCCUGUUUAAGCCCCGCCUCCUAGGUAGGUUGGUAAAAUCUAUGUGGAUAGGAAAGAGACCUGCAGGUGUCUCCCUUAGACUUUCUCUUGGUGUUUUGAGACAGGAUCUCAGUAUGUAGCCCAGGCUGACCUGGAAUUUACUUACUGGGUAGCCUAGGUUAGCCUCAGAAGCCUCCCAAGUGUAUAAGACAUCAUGUUUCUAGGAAUUCAUACACACUUGAAUGUAAAAAGUAGAGGAAGUGUUUAACUGAGCAGAAAAAUGUGGAGUUAUAGAAAAUGGGGGACAAAAACAGAAAGGUGUACUUGAAGACAAGACCUUGAAAUGGGUAAUUAAAACCAAAAGAAGCUGCUCAUUUCAAAGUUUGUGUGUUGGGGACUGGAGGAGUAAGGGUGUGUGUGUGUGUGUGUGUG